CCGAGGUCGGUUUGGUAUAACGUCGAGAAACGUGAAACGACGCCGCGAGAGCUGGCGCCGCGACGGUCGACGUGAAAACUGCGGGGGCGGGAAGGGGCGAGAGCAUUUGCGUCAGGAAAAGCUCCCUGCUUAUUGGUCCCAGUCCAUUGUUGCGUAUUGAUUGCUGCGGAGCGGUAUGGUUUUCGGUCGUGAGACAUUUGGUCGUCGGCGGCCGUUGCGGUGCUAAGAAGGCUGCAAGGUUAGCGGGAAUUCUGUGACCCUCCCCCCCUCUUUCCCCCCGUAGUGUGUUAGUGCCGACGAAGAAUGAUAAUAUAGACGAUCGUUGUGAUAACCGUGCGGAUAAAACAAGCGGCGACUAGGAUAAGGAAGAAAAAAAAAAAAAAAAACAACACACAACAACAAUAACAAAGAAAGAAAGACGGAAAGAGUAAACUUACGCCGAAAUAAAGGAAAGGUGGAAAAGGGAAGCGGUUUCUGAUCACCGUGUUUUCUCGCCUAGAUUAAGAAGGGAAGGAAAGAAAGAAGUGUAAAAAUUAAUGAAAGGUGGAGGAACGGGGAAGUAAAAAAAAAUUAAAUAAAAAAAAAAAAAUAAUAACAACCCUACAGGCGGGAUUAAUCGCGUGUGGAGACAGGCGCCGUUCUCGGUCCGGAAGCAUAUUUCAAUCGUGCACAAGAGAGAAGCAAACGAGAAUUCGGUACGAGUAUAAUGAAGCGCAUCAAAUGCUGCGUACUGAAUUCGUUGGCUUGUCAGUGCCGGUGAAUGUGUCGCCAGGAGGCAGAGUUCUGCCGGUAUGACGUGCGACGUGACCACGGAGUCGCCUCCGGUAGACGACUGCCUCAAGGUACGGAAAUGGUGGUGCUUCCUAUUAUCAAGCAUAUUCACCUUCCUGGCGGGGCUCCUCAUCGUCUUACUCUGGCGGGCCUUCGCUUUCCUCUGCUGUCGAAAGGAGCCCGAAUUCGCUCCAAAUGACCCAAAGCAGAAGGAGCAGAAGGCCGCCCGCCAGGGGAAGGAGUUCGAGGGCACCUUCAUGACCGAGGCGAAGGACUGGGCCGGCGAACUGAUAUCCGGGCAGACGACGACGGGACGCAUUCUCGUGGUCCUUGUCUUCAUACUUAGUAUAGCAUCGCUCAUAAUAUACUUCAUCGACGCUUCCAACGAGAAGGUGGAACGGUGCCAGAAGUGGAGUAACAACAUUACUCAGCAGAUAGACUUAGCUUUCAAUAUAUUUUUUAUGGUCUACUUUUUUAUACGCUUUAUCGCCGCCAGUGACAAGCUGUGGUUCAUGCUAGAGAUGUACUCGUUCGUCGACUACUUUACGAUACCACCGUCUUUCGUCUCGAUUUAUCUCGACCGGACGUGGAUAGGACUGAGGUUCCUUCGAGCCCUUCGACUGAUGACCGUUCCCGACAUCCUACAGUACCUAAACAUAUUAAAGACGUCGAGCUCCAUUCGUCUCGCCCAGCUCGUGUCGAUUUUCAUCUCCGUAUGGCUAACUGCCGCCGGAAUCAUUCACCUGCUUGAAAAUUCUGGAGAUCCGUUCGAGUUCACGAAUCCACAGCACCUGUCUUAUUGGACCUGCGUUUACUUCUUGAUCGUUACUAUGUCGACGGUUGGAUACGGCGACGUUUUCUGCCAGACCGUUCUCGGGCGUACAUUCCUAGUGUUUUUUCUACUCGUCGGUCUGGCCAUAUUCGCCAGUUGUAUUCCCGAGAUAAUUGACCUGAUCGGGACGCGAAACAAGUACGGCGGCACAUUGAAGAACGAGCGAGGUCGCAGACACAUUGUUGUUUGCGGUCACAUCACGUACGAGUCAGUGUCCCACUUCCUCAAGGACUUUCUUCACGAGGAUCGCGAGGACGUCGACGUUGAGGUUGUCUUUUUGCACAGGAAACCGCCGGACCUAGAGCUGGAGGGACUGUUCAAACGACACUUCACCACCGUCGAGUUCUUUCAGGGGACCAUCAUGAACCCCAUUGACCUUCAACGGGUCAAGGUUCACGAGGCGGACGCUUGUCUGGUACUUGCUAACAAGUACUGCCAGGAUCCGGACGCCGAAGACGCGGCAAACAUAAUGCGCGUCAUCUCUAUCAAGAAUUAUUCCGACGACAUACGCGUCAUUAUUCAGCUAAUGCAAUACCACAACAAGGCCUAUUUACUCAACAUUCCAUCAUGGGAUUGGAAGCAGGGUGACGACGUUAUCUGCCUGGCCGAACUGAAGUUGGGUUUCAUUGCUCAAUCCUGCCUAGCACCAGGUUUCAGCACUAUGAUGGCCAACCUCUUCGCCAUGCGCUCCUUUAAGACGUCGCCGGAUACUCAAGCGUGGCAGAACGAUUACCUGCAAGGCACGGGCUGCGAGAUGUACACGGAAACCCUCUCCCCGUCCUUUACCGGGAUGACUUUUCCCCAAGCCAGCGAGUUGUGCUUCACGAAAUUGAAGCUAUUGCUGCUGGCAAUCGAGAUAAAGGGGGACGCCGGGAACGAUAGCAAGAUUUCGAUCAAUCCGCGUGGGGCAAAGAUCGCGGCGAACACUCAGGGAUUUUUUAUUGCUCAAUCAGCCGACGAGGUGAAGCGAGCGUGGUUUUACUGCAAGGCUUGCCACGACGACAUCAAAGACGAGACUUUGAUCAAGAAAUGCAAAUGCAAAAACUAUGUGGGGAUGAUGAUGAUGCAGACUGGCAUGGUGAAGGGGGGCUCUGCCUACCGCAGUUACCUUGACGUGGCCACAUUCCGGAAGGGCGUGAGGGCUGUUCAGAUGGUCGGACGAGCAAGCGAGGACUUCUCGUAUGCAAACGACCACCAUCCUCCCCCCACAUUCACUCCGCCAGAACUACCCAAGAUGGUUCACGUGCGAGGUGAGAUAAGCCGAGAACGAGACGAUCUAAACGCGAUGAGAAAUCAUCGAAAUUCGGUCGGCAUGACGCUGAUGAACUCGACGAAGCAAGUGAACAAGGUGAAACCGAACGUGAACAGAACGCCGAACGAUAGUUUGUCCAGUCCUAACCAGUCGUACAACAACCAGAGAUCGCAAGAGGAAUCUGCAUACUCUGGUUACCAUCUCGCCUACGAAGUCAAAAAACUCAUGCCGACGAGCCGGGGCUCGGGCGGUAACAACGUGAACAACAACGGGGGUCUCCAGGUCGGGAUAGCCGACGACCAGGCGAAGGACUUCGACUUUGAGAAGACGGAGAUGAAGUACGACUCGACCGGAAUGUUCCACUGGAGCCCGGCGCGAAACCUCGAAGACUGUAUCCUGGACCGGAACCAGGCGGCGAUGACGGUGCUGAACGGGCACGUAGUCGUCUGCCUCUUCGCCGAUCCGGACUCGCCCCUGAUCGGACUGAGAAACCUAGUAAUGCCACUGAGAGCUUCCAAUUUUCACUACCACGAGCUUAAACAUGUAGUUAUAGUCGGUGCCGUUGACUAUAUACGGCGGGAGUGGAAGAUGCUGCAGAAUCUCCCCAAGAUAUCGGUUCUGAACGGUUCGCCGCUCAGCAGAGCGGAUCUCAGGGCCGUGAAUGUCAACCUUUGCGACAUGUGCUGCAUUCUGUCGGCUAAAGUGCCUAGCAACGAUGACCCCACCCUCGCCGACAAGGAGGCCAUCCUCGCGUCCCUCAACAUCAAGGCCAUGACCUUCGACGACACUAUCGGCGUACUGAGUCAAGUUGGCAGUCCGAUAGUUCUACAAAGAAGAGGAUCCGUCUACGGCGCCAACGUGCCGAUGAUCACCGAAUUGGUGAACGACAGCAACGUCCAGUUUCUCGACCAGGACGACGACGACGAUCCGGACACUGAACUUUACCUGACGCAGCCCUUCGCCUGCGGCACAGCCUUCGCAGUCAGCGUUUUGGAUUCCCUCAUGUCAACGACGUACUUCAAUCAGAACGCGUUGACGUUGAUUCGAUCCCUCAUCACCGGAGGGGCGACUCCCGAGUUGGAACUGAUCCUUGCCGAAGGUGCUGGGCUCAGAGGAGGAUACAGCACGGCGGACAGUCUUUCGAAUCGGGACCGGUGCAGGGUGGGUCAAAUAUCUUUGUACGACGGGCCGUUGGCUCAGUACGGCGAAGGUGGCAAGUACGGCGACCUCUUUGUCGCGGCAUUAAAAUCGUAUGGAAUGCUGUGCAUUGGUCUGUACAGGUUUCGCGACACGAGUUCAUCCUGCGACGCAUCUUCGAAACGAUACGUCAUCACCAAUCCACCUGACGACUUUACUCUGUUACCAACAGAUCAGGUAUUCGUUCUAAUGCAGUUCGACCCGGGUCUGGAGUACAGACCGAGCAGAGGAGCCCGAGGGAAAGAUGACGCCUCCUGACUGUUGCUGUGUAGCGCCCUCACCGACGGACCUUACUCCUACAUCUAAAUGAAACUGGUUGAAAUCGCGUCGAAAUCUUCCCCGUUAUUUCAUAUAUAUACAUAUAUACAUAUAUACAUAUAUACAUAUGUACAUAUAUAUAUAUUUAUAUAUUUAGAUUUGUCUUAAGUUUUCACCACGCUUUAGGGUGUUUCUCAUGCAUCGAUGAUGAUUGAAAAACUUGGUAAAGAAAAAAAGCGUUUAAUUAGAGGAAAAAAAAAAGAACACACACACACCUACAUCAAAAAACGAAAAAGAUAAUUUUAUUUAUUUAUUAAUUUAUUUUUUCGUUCUCAUUCCUUUGAAACGUUAUAAAAGCGGAGCUGGUUUUCUCGCGCAAAAAAUACCUACAUCUAUUACCGUAUGUACCUACUUUCUCAAAAUUUUCUCUUGUCACGCAAAAGAAGUGUUUUUCUUUUCACGUCAUCCCCCCCCCCCCUUUCCGCCGUUAGCGUAGACAGAAAUCAACGUUGAACGGUUUUUUAUUUUCUAUCGUCAUCGCUAAGUACUCGCGUUUUUCUCCCUGUCAUUUUCAUUUUUCUACUUGUUAUUAUUUACGGAGAAAUGAAGGGGAAGAAUAAUUGGCAAAGUAUUUCCGGUCCGAGGGCUGCUACACGCUGCGAAGUGUCUCGCAAAGAUAUCGAGAUUCUAAGGACAGCUGUACAGUAAUAAUAAUGAUAUUAUUAAUAUUGAUAAUACUAAAUAAUAAUAAUAAUAGCAGUUAUAAUAAUGGGUGAAUAAUGUGACAAUGAGUUGACUGGACAGUGUAUGAAAAACAAAAAGAGAACCGAUAAGAGCAAGAAAUAUAGAGGAGGGGAAGAAUAAAAGUAAUAAUGAUAAUAAUAAUAAUGAUUUAUGAUUUAAAAAAAAAAAUUUAAAAAAAAAAAAAAAAAACGAACAAAGAGAGAAAUUAUCUAGUUUAAAUUACCCUAACGAAGGUGGUGAUGCUAUGAGGAAUUGUUUCUUAAGUAGAACGCUACAACCUGCAACCGCGUGUCUGCACUGAUAAUACCCGGUGGCGGUAGAAAAAAAAAAAAAAAGAGAUAAAAAUGGAACAAUGAGAAAGAAAACGAAGAAGCAAAGCAACGUGAUAAAAAAUUAAAGAAAAGGAAGGAAAGAAAGACAAUUUGAAAGUUAGGUAUUGAAUAGUGUAUAGAAUGAUUAUAAUACUUUAAUUAUUAUGUAGAUAAAACAUAAAAUUAUCGGCAAUUUACGGGCAGAUCUGAGACCUUGCUAAAAUUAUUACAACAGAUUAUACAGGUAUAUAUACAAUAUAUGUUGAUGAAUUGCAACUAUUUUAUUUCGACAAGCUACGUAAUGAUGUGUACGUACGUAUACAUGUAUAUUUGCAGUACGCAUGCACAAUUGUCGAGACUGAAAAUUAAUGUAAAAAUGUUGUUUAUAUUUUUUCAAAUCAACUUUCGGUUGUAUUUUUGGUUUUUUUUUUUUCUGUCUUUUGUUGCGUUCUUCUUUCGUUCCGUUCUUAAUCGCCGAUUAUCGGUAAUCCCUUCUCUCGUGAUUCGGAGAUCGAGUGAAUUGCCGUAAUAAUUAUGAAAUAACAGCGUGCAGUGAAACGAGUUUAUAUAAUAUGAGUUAUUGCAGCGAAAACAGAAAAUUUCAAGAUACUACGUGUGGAGUAUUACACACGCAUACACAGUCCGCAGCGGCGUAUGCAAUAACCGUGGGUAAAUAAAUGAUAAGUAGGAGAGAAAAAGAAGAAUACAAAGAAUUUGAAUGGGAAAAUAAAGAAGAAUAAAAUAAAAUUCAAAUAUAUAUAUAUAUGUAUAUAUAUAUACGAUGUGCCACAAGCAUUGCGAAGUUAUAUAAUUACACACACACAUGCAUUAUAUUAUAUUACAUGUUUAAUAAGAAGUGAACUCAAGUGCGGGACUAAAUGCAAUCUUACCUCGUGUGUCUUGUUUACGACUAAAACUAAAUAAAUGAAGAAAAUUAAAUAAAAUAAAAACUUAUGAACAAAUGAAAACAAAACAAAAAAAAAAAAAAACUAUCAGAAAUUGAAGAACUUUGUACAGGAGAUGUGAAAAACAAAUUAUACGAUAUUAUUAUUAUUAUUAUAUAUAUAUAUAUAUAAAGAAAACGAAAAAAAAAAAAAAACCCCUUUUCCACACAAUUUUUAGUAAAUCGAUAUGUAAUAUUGUAACUAGUCAUCACCCGCAGAAAAGAGAGAGGAAAACGGAAGGAAAAAGAAAAAAAAAAGAACAAAACAAAACCCUCAUCGACGACAUACUUCUCUUUUAUAAUAAUAUAUUGUACAUUAUACGCGUAUGUAUAUUUUUUUUUUCCUCGUCAAUAUCGCGAACGGUUCGACUAUACGUACGUAUUACAAAUACGUGUACACAAUAUGUAACACACAAGUAAAUAACAAAUUACACAUGUAAAUGCGUAUGCGUGCGUUUGUUUAAAUGUAUAUACACGUAUAGCGAAUGCGUACGUAUACAUCUGCCAAACUUAUAAAUAUAUACCUAAUUGUAAAACGUAUUAGGCGCUCGGCGAAGUUCAAAAAGCUCGCUUGUUUAUCGCAAACGGCGCCCGAAAUGAAUGACGGAAUCAACGAUAGAAAGAUUGCGUGUGCGAGCGCGAGCGUGCGUGUGCGUGUGCGUGUGAGUAUAUGAAAAAAAUUUAACCCUCCGUUGCGUUGCUGUUCUAAAAAAAAACAAAAAAAAAAAAAAAAAAAAACAAGUUGAAAAAAUAACUCGACGAUGCGAAGAGGAGGAAAGAAAGAUGAGUUGCGAAUACGAAUGAACAAGGAGGAAGAGAAGACGAGGGGGAGCGAAAAAAAAAACAAAAAAAAAAGGAAAAAAAAAAUAAA
Molecule: messenger RNA, 7179 nt
Organism: Neodiprion virginianus
Lineage: Eukaryota; Metazoa; Arthropoda; Insecta; Hymenoptera; Diprionidae
Gene: slo
Product: calcium-activated potassium channel slowpoke
Exons: 28
Coding region: 792-4310 (1172 amino acids)
Biological process (GO): potassium ion transport; transmembrane transport
Cellular component (GO): postsynaptic membrane
Molecular function (GO): large conductance calcium-activated potassium channel activity
Source: RefSeq, a predicted model, not a curated record